GGUUGGACAAAUUAUUGCCAUCAAAGCAAAGGUGAACGGAGUUUUCAAAACCAGCAUGGAGGUUGGCAUCAAGGUUACAGUACAGGACGUUUUGACUAAUGUUGAAAAAAUUGUGAGUGUGGCAUAUGCAGAGGAAGGGAGAUACCUAAUGGUAUAUUACAGUUUGCAGAAGAAGCAAAUUAGAACAGUUUUACCAAAAACUGAAGUCCAGCUUGUCUCUGAAAGGUUAAUGGCUGAAUUGAUUGAAUUAGAACCUGUAAAGCUUCUGUCUACAGAGGACCACCUGGAGCACACCCUGGCUAUUGAGGGAAGAUUAAUCCAACUUGUCUAUGAACGUGUCUUUCAGAACCUAAUGCAGGAGAGUAAUAAGGAAGGUGAUUACUGUGACACUUCUGAAGAGGAAGACACAGUUUCAACUGACCUUACUCAUGUACAGAGUAUUGAGCUUGUCCAGCCUCCUUAUGCAAACCAUCAUGGAAACACUUUUCAUGGCCAGAUCAUGGCUUGGAUGGAGACAGUGGCAAGUAUUUCAGUAAGCCACCUUUGUCAUUCAUAUCCUGUCUUGAAAUAGGUGAAUACGUUUAAAUUCUGGGGACCGUCCGUCGUGGGUGACCACCUUGUCUUCAAUGCAAUUGUGAACAAUACAUUUCAGAACAGUGUGGAGGUGGGUGUCCAUGUUGAGACUUUUAACUGUGAACAAUGGAUCAAGGACCAAGCACAACAUAUUAACAGUACAUUUCUCAUAUUUAACACUGUAAAUGACAAAGGAGAGAGGCUCACCUUCCCCAGAAUCAAACCUACUACAAAGGAUGGUAUGAGGUGAUACCAUGGAGCUAUUGCGUGAAGGAGACGUCGACUAGCAAGAAAAUGCAUGCUGUCUGCUAAAGAAGACAAACCUUCUGAUCCCUGGGAGAGAAGCAACCAGGCAUAUGUGAGUUACAGCAAUAUAGCUGCACUGACACAUCUAGCAGCAAAACCAGGAUGGGAAAUAACCAGUACACUUGUGUACGGAAGGGUUAAAAGAUGGAAUUUUGGUCCGUGGAUGGAUACUGGAGGGGUGAUGUCACUCAAAGUUGAAAUGCAAGUGAAGAUACCGUCAUAUCUAGCUUUCUCCCUUUUGUCUGACUUCACAUUCCACCAACAAUGGGAAAAACAUUUCAUAACUUGUGAGGUCCUACAGGCUGUGAAUGAAGAUGAGAAACUAUAUUACAUCUCACCUGUGACUGGCCAUAAACCCAGAGACUUUGUGAUUCUUGUAUCUCAAAGGCAACCCUGUAAGCCAAGUGAACCCUACAUAGUAGCUGUAAAGUCAGUUACCCUCAUGUCUAUGCCACCUUCUCCAGAACACUGCAGAAGUGAAAUCCAUUAUGCUGGAUUCCCGAUCUACAGUGACAGCAACAGCUCCUGUACGGUGUAUUACUUCAAUCAGGUGACAUCAGGUGUUAUGCUGUACUUAGCUGCAAAUCUUACUGGCUCAUCAAAAUCCAUUGAAGGCACUGCUUUGGAAUGUAUAAAGUUCUUGGAGCUGAAAGGCAGCCAGUAG
Pelecanus crispus (Dalmatian pelican) is the source of this 1543-nucleotide messenger RNA. Lineage: Eukaryota; Metazoa; Chordata; Aves; Pelecaniformes; Pelecanidae. The record is from RefSeq and is a predicted model, not a curated record.